GUGACCCACUGGACAGCCCGGGGCCCCCAAAGGCAUCUCUGGGAGUGUGUGGGGAGGGUCUCCUUUGGCUCUGGGCUGGGCGGCUGUGGUUUCCUUCUGGCGCCUCUGGUCUCUCCCACCCCACAGCCCCACCCCUGCACUAAUGGCUCAGGCUGAGGCCCCAGGGACUCCCCAGCCGUCCCCCCAGCCCCCUCACUACUGAAACCCAACCCCUGCGGCAGCAGCCCAGCAGAGCAGAGGACCGAGCAGCAGAGCCUGCAGCGCCAGCCUGCUGCUCCGGGACCCGGGGCCCAGACAGCCACCCCAGCUGGACCCACUCCUCCCCCAGCCCCCGGCCCCACCAUGAAACCCCCCUCGGAGCCGGAGGAGGCCCGGCCGGCCUCGGACAUCCGCGUGUUUGCCAGCAGCUGCACCCUGCAUGGCCUGGGCCACGUCUUCGGGCCCGGGGGCUCGACCCCCCGGCGGGCGCUGUGGGCAGCGGCCGUGCUGCUGUCCCUGGUCGCCUUCCUCUACCAGGUGGCUGGCCGCGUGCGCUACUACGGGGAGUUCCACCACCGGACGGCCCUGGACGAGCACGAGAGCCACCGGCUGACGUUCCCGGCCGUCACGCUGUGCAACCUCAACCCCCUGCGCCGCUCACGCCUCACGCCCAACGACCUGCACUGGGCCGGCCCCGCGCUGCUGGGGCUGCUGCCCGCAGAGCACCCUGCCUUCUUGCGUGCCCUGGGCCGGCCCCCCGCCCCGCCUGGCUUCAUGCCCAGCCCCACCUUCGACAUGGCACGUUUCUACGCCCGGGCUGGACACACGCUCGAGGACAUGCUGCUGGACUGCCGCUUCCGGGGGCGCCCCUGCGGCCCCGAGAACUUCACCACGAUCUUCACCCGCAUGGGCCAGUGCUAUACCUUUAACUCCGGCGCCAACGGGGCCGAGCUCCUCACCACGCCCCGCAGCGGCGCGGGCAACGGGCUGGAGGUGAUGCUGGACGUGCAGCAGGACGAGUACCUGCCGGUGUGGAGGGACGUGGAGGAGACCCCGUUCGAGGUGGGGAUCCGAGUGCAGAUCCACAGCCAGGAGGAGCCCCCCAUCAUCGACCAGCUGGGCUUCGGGGCGGCCCCGGGCUACCAGACGUUUGUGUCUUGCCAACAGCAGCAACUGAGUUACCUGCCACCACCCUGGGGUGACUGCACCUCCGUGCCUCUGGACCCCGACUUUGAGCAGGAGCCCCCUGACCCCCUGGACCCUCCCAGCCCCAGCCCGAGCCCCAGCCGUCCCUACACCCUCACGGGCUGCCGCCUGGCCUGUGAGAGUCGCUUCGUGGCUCGGAAAUGUGGCUGCCGGAUGAUGCACAUGCCAGGUGGCGCGCCUGUGUGCAGCCCGCAGCAGUACAAGGACUGUGCCAACCCCGCGCUAGACGCCAUGCUGCGCAAGGACGCGUGCAGCUGCCCCAACCCGUGCGCCACCACGCGCUACGCCAAGGAGCUCUCCAUGGUGCGCAUCCCCAGCCGCGCCGCCGCGCGCUACCUGGCGCGCAAGUUCAACCGCAGCGAGGCCUACAUCGCGGAGAACGUGCUGGUACUGGACAUCUUCUUCGAGGACCUCAAUUAUGAGACGGUGGAGCAGAUGAAGGACUACGAAGUGUCCGAACUCCUGGGUGACAUCGGGGGCCAGAUGGGGUUGUUCAUCGGGGCCAGCCUGCUCACCCUCCUGGAGAUCCUGGACUACCUGUGUGAGGUUUUCCGGGACAGGGUUCUGGGGUACUUCUGGAACCGGAAGCGUACCCACAGGCACUCCAGCACCGAUUUGCUUCAGGAAGGGCUGGGCCAUCCUCCCACCCAGGCUCCCCACCUCGGCCUGGGCCCCAGGCCAACCAUCCCGCCAAGUGCGGUCACCAGGUCUCUCUCUGCCUCCCACCGUACCUGCUACCUGGUCACCCGGCUGUAGAUCCUUCCUCAGCUUCUGACCUGUCAUCUUGACCCCAAAUAAAAGUCUAAAGCAUC
Messenger RNA from Erinaceus europaeus (western European hedgehog), 1997 nucleotides. RefSeq names its product acid sensing ion channel subunit 3 (gene ASIC3). NCBI's taxonomy places the organism in Eukaryota, Metazoa, Chordata, Mammalia, Eulipotyphla, Erinaceidae. The coding region runs from base 343 to 1941 and encodes 532 amino acids. Gene Ontology annotation, biological process: sodium ion transmembrane transport. Gene Ontology annotation, cellular component: membrane. The record is from RefSeq and is a predicted model, not a curated record. The transcript has 11 exons.